This is a messenger RNA of Nematolebias whitei (Rio pearlfish), 1797 nucleotides long. RefSeq lists its product as uncharacterized. The transcript has 2 exons. NCBI's taxonomy places the organism in Eukaryota, Metazoa, Chordata, Actinopteri, Cyprinodontiformes, Rivulidae. Bases 51 to 1484 code for a protein of 477 amino acids. The record is from RefSeq and is a predicted model, not a curated record.
GACAAAUUCUAGUAAUUUGUGCUGUAGCAGGAGGCUUAAACAAUUCUAAUAUGAGUUUGGGUUCAACUUGUGCUGUUGUUGGCUGUCACAACAGCUCCAGAAAACUGAAAGACGAGCUAGAAACGUAUUGUUUUGCACAUCAACAACUUCGAAAGGCCUGUGUGUGCCCAGCGCGUUACGAACUGCACUCCAUGCCGAGGAAGGAGGAUCGAAAACGAGCGUGGCUGGCAGCUUUAAAACUCAAAUACCCCCCGAAGAGAGUUUAUGUUUGCUCCUUUCAUUUUAUUGAUAAAAAGCCCACAGAGCUUCACCCCGACCCGGAGCUCUAUCUGGGCUAUGACCGGGCCCCACCAAAGAAAAGAAGGCAGCUCAUCCGGACCACUGUGAGCCAGACAGCUUCCAGCAACAUCGACAAAACGGCCGAAUCUGUUCCCGAGUGCACCGUAGAUUCACCGUCAGUCAUCCCAGACCUGGCUAGCGUCUCCACACAACCUCCUGGGCCACAUCUGCACUCAGUCCACACACAGUGGGAGGACCCUUCGCUAAAAGAUCAUCAUCAAUACUGCAACACGUCUGGCAGAAAAGAUGUCCAGGACAAGACGACUCAGUGUGAUGAAGUUGCAUUUUUUCUUCUACAAAAUGACGCAGACGCUUUGCUGUACACUGGUAUAGCGUUAGAAACAUUUAACACUCUUGUGUCAGCACUGGAAGGAGAUGACAACAAUGAAUUUACAAUGCCUGUACAAGAUCAAGUCCUUAUAACACUUAUGAAAAUAAAGACUAAUCGUGUAAUGGGUGACCUAAGCCGCCAGUUUAAUAUAUCACAGAGCAUGGCUAGCAAGAUCAUUUCAUACUGGUUAGACAGACUGGAGGAAUAUUUCCGACCAUUAAUUCCGUGGCUGGCAAAAGAAACUAUUCAAGCUACUAUGCCUGCAGCCUUCAAGAAGAACUUUCCGAAUACUACAUGCAUAAUAGACUGCAGUGAGAGCCUGUUGCAGAAACCCAAAAAUCUGGGCUCAAGAGGUGAAUCAUACAGCCACUAUUAUUCACACAACACAGUCAAAUAUUUGGUAGCUGUUGCACCAUGUGGACUAAUCAUGUUUGUGUCUGCGGCAUAUGGCGGUCGAUGUAGUGACAAAUUUAUCACAAUGGACUCUGGAAUAUUAAACUACCUGAAACCUGGUGAUGAAGUCAUGGCAGAUAGAGGUUUUACAAUAAAAGAGUUGCUUUUUGAGAGAAAAGUUAGAUUAGUAAUUCCUGCUUUCACAAAAAAAAAGGGACAGCUAACUGAGGAACAGGUAACAUGCACGCGUCGGAUUGCAAAUGUUAGAAUUCAUGUUGAAAGAGCAAUCCGACGUCUGAAAGUUUACAAAAUUUUAUCUCAAACUGUUCCCAUAAACAUGGCUCCUAAAAUAGACAAGAUUUUGAGGAUAUGUGCUGCUCUAGUCAAUUUGAGAAAGGAUCUCAUCCGUGACACAGAAUAAUUUUAAUGUACAGAUAUGUAGGGAGGAAAUACCCUGAUGCAUACUCAAAAAUCCAGGUAGAAAAAUCUAAAAAAGCCAAGUCCGGUCCUCUACACAUUCAAAAAAAUGCUUUGGUUUGUUUUGCUUUUUUUGAAUGUUCAGAGGACCAGACUUAGCUUUUUUAGAUAGGGAGUAAAUAAUUUCUAGGUUUCCCUUUUUUAUAUAUUUUUAUAUAUUUUAUAUAUUCUCCACAUCAUGAAUGUUUUUGUUGAAAAGCUUACUUAAUAGUGUACAUAUGAUGCAAUCAACUGAACAAUGAUUCUUUUUUUUAUUC